Dendronephthya gigantea is the source of this 1763-nucleotide messenger RNA. RefSeq names its product splicing factor ESS-2 homolog. Gene Ontology annotation, cellular component: catalytic step 2 spliceosome. The transcript has 5 exons. Bases 171 to 1595 code for a protein of 474 amino acids. The record is from RefSeq and is a predicted model, not a curated record. NCBI's taxonomy places the organism in Eukaryota, Metazoa, Cnidaria, Anthozoa, Malacalcyonacea, Nephtheidae.
UAUGAUGAGGCCGGGCCGAAUCUGAGGCUAACUUCACAUUGUUACUUGUUUGUGUUGUGAAAUUGUAAAAAAAUGUUUAAAAAUGUACUGAGAAAAACGGCGAUCCAACGUUUUUACAACGUUAUCUUGCGGUUUUUUCGUUAUUAAAAUCUGCAUGUUGAAUACAUACCAUGGCUUUGUUGAAAUCUGACAGCAGCAAGGAAUUACAAAUCGUUGACGAGUCUGGCCCAAAAACUACGAAGGAACAUAAAAAUGAUAAAAUACUCGAUGAAGACUUGUAUAUAAAGUCGAUCGAGAAUAUUAUCGAGAGGGAUUUCUUUCCCAAAGUCACGAAACUAAAAGCUCAAAAUCGGUACCUUGAUGCGGUGAAAAGGGACGAUGUCGAAACACUACGAGCGUUGUCCUCACAAUAUAACAUCCUUCUCACUCCAGCUGGUGCCCCUCCGCCGACACCAGCAAGCUUUGAAAGACCACCAACCGGAAAACAUUGGGAACCGACCGAUGAACAUCCUGGUAGUACGCCAGGUUCAACCUGGGACAUGAAUGAAGGAAAACAAUUUGAACAACAUGACAAAGACCAAACAUCCAAAAACAUUUCCCUUGAUAAAUUUCUCGCCAAGCACACAAGCGAGGAUAAUGCAUCGUUUGAGAAGAUUAUGGAAAAUACGCUGCAAAAGAACAAAGAGAAGCACGCCUGGCUUUAUGAGAAGGAAAAAGAACAUGCUCUGCUAGCACAACAGAGGCUUGCUCUCCCUGAGGGAAAGGAAGGCGACCAACUAAAGCUGGCUGAAAGGCCAGCAAAUCUUGAAAAUUGGGAGUACACUAAUAAAAAUGCUCUAAUGUACAUUCCUGAGUGUUCAACCUUGACUGCUGAGGAGUCCAUAGCCAGGGAGAAAUUGCAAGAACGAGAGAUUAGACACAGUAACACAAGAUUGACUGAGGAUAUUUUUAAGGAAAAGGCAACCGACGACUCGAUGAGUAAAGCUGCGGAAAGUCAAGCUAUGGGACAAAAAGGGAAAAUUGGAGUGGAUGGUAAAGAAAUUGGUGGAAGUGAAACACCAAAUGUGAAAGGUUUUCGAUUUGUGGCUACCCCAUCUCCUGCCCCAGGUGUAGAUGCAUCUCCAUUGAUGACGUGGGGAACCAUCGAAGGAACUCCAUUCCGAUUGGAUGCGGGCGAUGUUGCCGUAGAUUCAACCCCAGGUCCCACGUUUAAGAUCCCUGCACCGAAACAGCGAGAGGUGCUGGCAUUGAAGUUGGCAGAUAAAGCAAGUAAAAGGCAUCGCGAGGAGAGACGACAGGCACUUGCAGCAUCAGCCUUUGGGAAAUCACCACGAAAUAAAAAUACUUCGGAAAGACUAAGCAAUAUGUCCCCAGCUGCCCAAAGGUUGGCCUCUGAGAGACUAGGUAUUAGACUCGGAACCGACAAAGCAUUGAGGUCAAGUUACUCACCUUCACCUCGACGUAUCUCACAGGCAACACCAGACAGAUCGCAAACACCAUCAUCGCGAAGGACACCAUAUAUCACACCUGAGGCAAACAAUACACCAAGAACACCAUCGCUGACAGAUAAUUUACUAAAUCUACCAAAACAUUGAUUGAUGUAUUAUACAACAUAAGUCUUAUAACUCCAGGCACCACUCCAAUCAUUAGGCAAAAACUAAUACAUUUAUUGUAUUUUCCUGCGGUUUCAUGUGUCCUAAAGCAAACUGAAGCAGUAUUGAGUAAAGUAGAAAUUUGCAUUCCAUCCUCAUAACAAAAUUUUG